Molecule: messenger RNA, 2173 nt
Organism: Hevea brasiliensis (rubber tree)
Lineage: Eukaryota; Viridiplantae; Streptophyta; Magnoliopsida; Malpighiales; Euphorbiaceae
Product: mannosyltransferase APTG1
Exons: 9
Coding region: 292-1932 (546 amino acids)
Biological process (GO): GPI anchor biosynthetic process
Cellular component (GO): endoplasmic reticulum membrane
Molecular function (GO): alpha-1,2-mannosyltransferase activity
Source: RefSeq, a predicted model, not a curated record
GGACCAUCCCACAUAACCAAACGAGUUUUGCCCUCUUUCUCCCACUUAACCGAAAAAGGGUCACUUGUUCCUCAUCCACCGCACUCGUUACUCAGGUCUACCACGUUCGCCACCGUCAAUCAUUGCUUCAUUUCAUUGAUUCUUACUGCCCGCAAUUACAUCCCACCAACGGUUCUCCUCUUGCUCUCUCUCUCUCUCUACGUCAUAGUAAAAGUUAAGGAACAAAAUACCUGCUUGGUGCAUUAGAGUAGAUUCCGGUCUUCGUUUCUCCUGCUGCCAGUUGUGCGAAGAAUGAGGCAGAGACACAGUACAGCUGAAUCACCAUCCGCUAAACUCACACCUCAAAACCCUGAUAUCUCCAAACAAGGAGGAGGAGGAGAAGAAACAAAGUCCCAGAAAUCUAACAUCUUUUCCUCGUCAAAGAAUAUCUUUGCACUGUGUCUAGCUUUUCGAAUAGCAAAUUCUCUGCUGAUACAAACAUAUUUCAAUCCAGAUGAGCACUGGCAAGCCCUUGAAGUUGCUCAUCGCAUUGUAUUUGGGUACGGUCACUUGACUUGGGAGUGGAAGAAGGGGAUUCGUAGCUAUUUGCACCCAUUGGUGUUUGCUUUGCUGUUCAAAGUUCUUGCAUUGUUAGGUCUUGAUACUCCAUGGUUUAUGACCAAGGCUCCACGAUUGCUGCAAGCACUGUUUUCUGCAGUUGGUGAUUUGUACUUGUACAAACUUUCUUAUGCUCUCUUCAAUUAUUCUGUGGCAAAAUGGGCACAGCUUUUCUCUCAAUUAUCAAACUGGUUCAUUUUUUUCUGCUUCAAUCGUACAUUGUCCAAUAGCUUGGAAGCUGUUCUUACACUGGUGGGGUUGUACCAUUGGCCCUGUAUGAGAGAUUAUCCUCAUAAAAUACCAUUGCUUUCAAGGAAGUGGGGUUUGAUUGUAGCAGCACUAGCUUGUGCAAUUCGACCAACAAGUGCUAUCAUUUGGGUCUAUGUUGGCAUUCUUGAGCUUUUUGUCACUUGUGAUAGACUGAGAUUCAUUAUUCUGGAGGUGGUUCCAAUUGGGGGUUUGGUGCUUGGUCUUUCAUGUUUAUUGGAUCGCUUGAUGUAUGGCUCGUGGGUCAUAGUGCCUCUUAAUUUUCUUAAGUUCAAUUUUCUUUCCUCUGGCGGAGAUUAUUAUGGAACUCACAAGUGGCACUGGUACUUCUCUCAGGGAUUUCCUGUCAUGCUCUUCACUUUCUUACCAUUUGCCAUAGCUGGCAGCAUCAAGUCUAAAUAUUGGAAGCUUUCUGGUCUUAUUGCAUGGGUUCUAAUUCUUUACAGUGUAUUGGGUCACAAAGAAUUCAGGUUUGUCUUGCCUGUGCUGCCAAUAGCUUUGAUCUUCUCUGGUUAUGCAUUAUCCGUUAUGGCAAGACCUGAUUCUCCACAUGUUAAGAGGAAAGGUUCUUCAAAGUCUCAUACCAAAUGGCCUUCAAAAGUAGGAUUCGCUGUCAUCUUCUUGUUAGCAACCAAUAUUCCAAUGGCGAUCUAUAUGAAUUUGGUUCAUCAGAGGGGAACUGAGGAUGUAAUGAUCUAUCUAUCCAAAGAAGCCCGCAAUGAGAAAGUGAAGAGUAUCCUAUUCUUAAUGCCCUGCCAUGCCACACCUUACUACUCUACUCUCCAUCACCAUCUGCCAAUGCGUUUUCUAGACUGCACACCAAGUGAAGAGAAAGAAAUCCCUGAUGAGUCAGAUCGUUUCAUGUUCGAUCCUGUUGGUUUUGCAUCAGAAUUGGCAAAAAACUGGUCUCUGCCGAGUCACAUUGUGUUAUUUGAAUCUGAGGAGAGACUGUUGAAGGAUUUCUUGAUUGCACAUUCUUUCAGAGAGAUAAGGAGGUUUUUCCAUGCUCACUUCAAGGUUGACCGCGAUCUUCAAGCAUCAGUUGUUAUCUAUGCUUUAAAAGAUUAAAUUCAAUUGUUUCCUGCAACAAAUCUUUGUAUCAGAAUCUGCCUUCUGAGAAUUCUCUACUUCUUUCUUUUUGGUAAUUUAUUUUUUUCCAAUAAACCAAAUUACUGUUAAAACUACUAGAUUUGAACAAGUUGAUAUCCAAAACAGCUGAGGUGCGUCGCACUACACUAGGGGAUUUUUGAAGUUGGAUUUGCUGUACAUUGCUAUUUUCUGAUAAUUAGAUGACUAUUGUUUAUUAUUA